UGCUCCCACGUAUCUCACCUUCUCCUCCCUACAGUCUUACCACUAUUCCAGCUAUUCGCAUUUUAUUCCAACUAUAUUCCCACUAUUCCUACUCUAUUCCCACCACUUUCUAACUAGCUCAGCAUGGCUGUCUCCGGCUUCGAGGGCUUUGAGAAGCGCCUAGAGCUUCACUUCUCUGGCGACAACCCCCUCGGCCUCCGAUACCUAGCGAUCGACGAUCUCCAGCAAGUGCUCGACGCCGUGCAGUGCAGCAUCGUCUCCGCCGCCGGUAACCAUUCUUUCGAUGCCUACGUGCUAUCUGAGUCCAGCCUCUUCCUCUACCCGGACAAGAUCAUCCUCAAGACCUGCGGCACAACCCAGCUCCUCCGCUCCAUCCCCUCCCUCCUUCACCAUGCCGCCGACCUCGGCCUCCGCCUCCGCUCCUGCCGCUACUCCCGCGGCAGCUUCAUCUUCCCCGCCGCCCAGCCUUCCCCCCACACCAGCUUCUCCGACGAGGUCUGCUUCCUCGACGCCCACCUCCCCGCCGCCCUUCGCUUCAGAAAAGCCUCGGUGAUGCCUUCCGCCACUUCGCCGCAUUCUUGGCACGUCUACUCCGCUGCCGACGACGAGUUUUCGGUGCUGCCACCGAGUGGUUCUACGAUAGAAGUGUGCAUGACGGAAUUGGACCGCUCGCUGGCACGGCGCUUUUAUCGGCGGAAGGGCGACGACCGCUCGGGCGACGAAGCGGGGGCGGAGAUGACUGAGUUGACUGGGAUCGGCGGCAUCAACCCGCUGGCGCUCGUCUGCGGCUUCGCCUUCGACCCAUGCGGUUACUCGAUGAAUGGCCUUGACUGCGAUCGCUACUCGACCAUCCAUGUCACGCCGGAGGACGGCCACAGCUACGCCAGCUUCGAAUGUGUCGGUGGAGGGGAGAUGAUGGAUUGUUUAAGGAAGGUGGUGCACGUUUUCCGGCCAGGUGUGGUGUCGGUGUCGGUCUGCACGGCCGGCGGCGGCGACGAGGGCCCAGUGUGGUCGGCGGUGGCGAAUGCGUUGGAACCGCUCGGGCUGAGCUGCAGGCACCGGACGGCCGAGGAUUUUCCGGGGGCCGGGACAGUCACGUACCAGACGUUUACGGCUGGCCGGAAGUAAUCGGGGAAGCGGUCAAACACAUGGUUAUUGAGAAAAUGUUGCUGUUUGCUAGCCCUAGAGGAAACAAAAGGGAGAGGAGCGAACGGGGAGAGUGCUUGCUCCUGGUUCGUUGGAAGAAUUUUUGUUCCUUAAAAUAUUUUUUUGGAAAGCUGAUAUUUAAAUAUACGGCGUCUAAAAAAAUAGAUUUUGAAUGUUUGGUUGACGAUAAAAAAGUUGCACGUCCUAAGAUAGCUUAUAUUUAGUUGAGCAUCUAUUUUUUUUUUAUAAGUUGUGUAAAACAUAUGUUAUACUUUUAAUUAAGAAAAAAAUUUAUUCUAUUUUAUCUAAAAGCCUAAAGAAAUUUUUGAAAUUUUUUUUUUCAAUUUUUAGUUGAUAAAAAUUAUUUUUUUAUUCUAUAUCAAUUUUUUUUACGAAACAUAAAAAUCUUAUUUUCCUAAAAAAACUACUUUCUAAACUUUCUUCUUUGAAAACUCUAACUAAAGACAAGGUAUUUCUCUAUUCUUGUUACCCUACUUUCUUUCUCCUCUUUCUACAAACCAAAUAAAUCUUUAGACGGUUGAUUUUUUUUUUUUUUU
Phoenix dactylifera (date palm) is the source of this 1703-nucleotide messenger RNA. Its product is annotated as S-adenosylmethionine decarboxylase proenzyme 4. Gene Ontology annotation, cellular component: cytosol. The record is from RefSeq and is a predicted model, not a curated record. Lineage: Eukaryota; Viridiplantae; Streptophyta; Magnoliopsida; Arecales; Arecaceae. Gene Ontology annotation, molecular function: adenosylmethionine decarboxylase activity. Gene Ontology annotation, biological process: spermine biosynthetic process; spermidine biosynthetic process.